AUGCCGAAGCGCCGCGCUGGCUCCCAGAAACGUUGGUACGCACGGCGGAGGAGAUCACUGGUGGAGCGAAUGAGACAGCUCACAAUCCAGGAGACGGUCCUGCUGCCGACAACUCAGCAGAUACAGGCACUAUUACAGAUGGCAUAUGUUGGGUAUUCUGAUUACAGCACUGGCUGGAGUGUGGAUACUCCUGGUGUGACCAAGCUCACAGGGCAUGCACAGCGACGCAACGGAAUGGGACCCCAGGAUAUCCCAUUCUGUGGCCUGGGGCAUAAAGGGAAACAUAUAGCGACUGGAGAAAAGGUUAAAGGUGGAUUUUUUGGGAAUGCAACCUGGAGAUAUCCUCGGGCUUGUGUACCUUAUCCAUUUAUGAUUAUUGCUGGUUCUGUAAAUCUUACUAAGAAUAAUAGUCAAUAUUAUAUUCAUUGUUUUAAUUGUACCCUAACCAAUUGCAUUCGAGGAAUAAGAAAUAAUUCUGGAGUCUUAAUAGUUAAACAACCACCCUUUGUUAUGUUGCCUGUAAAUCUUACUGAGCCCUGGUAUGAAGAGUCUGGGCUUGAACUAUGGCAAAGAGUGCGCAUGGCUCUUGCUAGGCCACGAAGGGGGAUAGGAUUAAUAAUUCUAGGAGUAGUAACGCUUAUAACUUUAAUUGCUUCUGCUGUUACUGCUUCUGUAUCUUUAGCUCAAUCUGUGCAUACUGCUAGCAUUGUAGACGAUUUGGCAAAAAAUACUUCCAAAGCUUUAGGGAUUCAAGAAGAUAUAGAUAGAAAAUUAGAGGAUAGAUUAAAUGCGCUUUAUGAUGCAGUAAGCUUUUUGGGAGAAGAAGUGCAAGGGUUAAAGCUAAGAACAAAAAUUAGAUGUCAUGCUAACUAUCGUUGGAUUUGUGUUACAGCAAAAAUUUAUAAUGGUACUGAAACUCCUUGGGACAGAGUGAAAUCACAUUUAGAUGGUAUUUGGCAUAAUGAAAACAUUUCCUUAGAUCUAAUACAACUUCAUCAGGAAAUUCUUGAUAUAGAAAAUGCUCCUCGGGCUAGUAUGGAUUUGGCAGAAAAUGCUGAAGAGUUUGUUAACAGUUUGUUUUCCAAUUUUCCCUCGAUAACCUCACUUUGGCAUCUUUUUUCAGGGGUCGUGGCCAUGCUUCUGGUAUUAGCGCUUUUUGUGUGCAUUGCUCCUUGUAUCAUAAAGAAAUUUGUCAAAGAGCUGUGGGACAUCAAGGCUGUCCUACACAGUAAUUACUUAUGCCAAAAGAAUCAGGCGUGCCAUUUUACUAAAUAAAAGAGGGGGAGCUGCGGGGAGCGGCUUGAAAGAGCUGACUCUGGGAGCUGCCUUGAUUGAUUAUCAAGGGUCUGUUUGCAGACAUAGCUCUCUGUCCCGCCACCUCUCUGGAAUUUACGAUCCAAGUUAACUCCUAACAGAACAUUAGUAAGCCUUGAGUGCACACAAGACGCAGAUAGAUCGCUUUGCACGACUGCCCUUAAGAUAAGUAGGAUGCCUUUUCUUAUCCCUUGGCGCCAUGAGAGAGCUCUGGUGAUUGUUAUCUUAAAGAUGAUGUACAUGGGGAAGAAUUUUCUUUGGGAUGCCUCUCUUCUUGGUUUAGUAUAUAUGUAACCCUGAGAAAUAAAGAAUCAUCAUUGACUGCA
Messenger RNA from Cervus elaphus (red deer), 1640 nucleotides. Its product is annotated as endogenous retrovirus group K member 7 Env polyprotein-like. Lineage: Eukaryota; Metazoa; Chordata; Mammalia; Artiodactyla; Cervidae. Gene Ontology annotation, molecular function: structural molecule activity. The record is from RefSeq and is a predicted model, not a curated record. Bases 1 to 1275 code for a protein of 424 amino acids. The transcript has 3 exons.